Molecule: messenger RNA, 5926 nt
Organism: Brassica rapa (field mustard)
Lineage: Eukaryota; Viridiplantae; Streptophyta; Magnoliopsida; Brassicales; Brassicaceae
Source: RefSeq, a predicted model, not a curated record
CUAAACUUAAUUAACUAUCUAAACACUUCAUAAAAUCAAAUUAAACUUCAAAAGUGUUUACUAUACACAAAAAUAAACACUUAUAGGUAAAAUUUUAAUUUUUCAAAAAAAAACCUUCAAGCUUUCCAAAAUCUAACCCUAAGAAUACAUACAAUACUACAACAUAUGUUGUCAAACUUAAAACCGAAGAAUAUCGUGAUUAAUUACUUUCACUCAUCUAUGCUGAAAACAAUUCAAUUUUAUUAUAUCUUAAUUUAGAUUACUUAAAAUUGUUUGUAAUUACAUUAUUUUAAUUUUUCAUUUGUCAAAAUAAUUUUUUUAAAAUUUAAAAAUUUAUUUUUAAAAUCAACUACACUAGACGGCUUGCUUGGAAGUCAAGUAAGUCGUCAAGACGACUUCCGGCAUUUCAGACGACUUACUAGGGUUAUAUUCGUAAAAAUAGUUUCUGUUUUUUUGUUUAGUCACAAAAAGCUGACUGUAAUUUCACAAGACUUUUAAAUUAGUUUUGUAUUUGAUUAAAGUUUAGGUAUAUGUUUGCAUUAAAAAUUAUGUUUUGAGUCAUAUUUGGCGAAUCCCCCCUAGAUUCAAUCCAAAUAUGCCACGGGCGAUACAUUAAAAUGGGACUCAUAUAACUUUUUACAGAAAACUUAGACCAUCUCCAAUGGAGUAUCUAUGAAGGUUUUAUCUCAUGGUUCUAAGUAAUUUUAUAUUCAAAUUAAAUCAAAAAGAAGAAAAAUAGAUAGAUGUGGUUCUAAAAAUAGAUGUUUUGGAACCACUUCUAAGUGAUAGAUGUCACUUACUGACAGGGUAGUAAUUUAAAGGAAAAAAAAUUAAAUCCAAUUGUUUUUCUUUCUCUUUCAAAAUUUUGAAAUUUAGAACCUUUAAUUGGUUCUACCAUUGGAGGAAUUAAAACUAAACAAGUACUUAAAAUUUUUAAUUUGAUUAUUUUUAAUGAAAAAUUGAUUUAAAACUCUAACACAAUAUCUAUUGUUGGAGAUGGUCUUAAAAAGUAAUUUUUGUGGAACAAAAGUUAUCCGAGAACAUUUCCUCGAAACAUAAUGACUUAACCAACAGCUUUUCGAGCCAACUAAGUUUUACAGCAAAGCUUAAUAAAAUAAAACUAAACAAUUUUUUUUACGAAACUGGAGCCCAAAGACGUUUCUUUAAUGUACACCCAGAGUCGAGCACUAAGUCACAGCGAGAACACAGCAACGGGUAUCCUUGGCCUAUGGGCAACUUCUUCAUGAAGGAAGAAGGGGACGUGAAUCAUGUGUCUGAAGGAAGGAUGGGAUUUUCUGGAACAUUCAUGCGUUUUGGUUCAUUGUGGUGAUGCAAAUGGCGGCUGGAUUGUUUCAGACCGUCUGUUGUCGGGAACUGGUUAGGGAAGAGGAAGAGGAAGAAGAGGUUAUUGUGGGGAUUCGGAACGGACGGUCAUACUUGAUAGCUAGCUACUCGUGUUCUUCAUCAAUAUGGUUGGGGAUGGUGUGCACAAUCUUUAACUUCUUCUUGCUUUCUUGUUUUGGAAUGGUUAAAGCUAAACCAGAGGUUAAUCACUUCUGAAUGGUUUGAUACUAAGUUGUCCUUGUACUCUCUUACCAGGCCUGGGCGAAUGAGAGUCUACUCAGAGAACAAAACCAAGAAGUUGCUACUCUAAGGUUCUUUUUUCCUUUAAGGUCUUACACAUUUUCAUUUCACAGGUUUACUUAGUGAGGAGUUUACAUAUGGAUGCUACUUUUUUCUUUCUUUCUUUCUUUCCAAAUAUGCAGAAGGGAGCGUGAUCACUUUGAAGCUGAGAGGUCCUAAAAUGUACAUAAAAUAUCUGAACUUGAGGAGCGUUUUCAGGAGAAAGAGAGACAAUACGCUGAAUUGCAGGAACAGGUUCUCUCAUGAAUCUUGUAGUGUUAUUUUGACAAUGAAUAAUUACACUAAACAUUAGGUUCUUUAUCUUGUAGAAUAGGAUUGCUCAAGAAACAAGGAUGAGCAGCUGAGAGAAGCAUGAGCUUGCCAAUUUAAAGGAAAGAGGAGGAGGUGGCUCCAAAACCAAUUUUAAUGGUGACUCCCAGAUUAUCAAGAAGAGCGGCAUUCAAAUCGAGAAAAGGGAUGUUGAUCUUCUGAGGAGGCAUGGGUACCUUCAAGCGGGUCAGAUGAACCCUCUGCACUCAUUUGUCAUGCACCAACAAGAGAUUACUCGGGGGCCUUCACCUCAAGUUGCACCGUCAGUGUUACUGCAGCAAAAUGUGUGAAGACUAAGAAUCCAUCUUUUGUUGGAAGAAAGCUACAGGUUAAUGACCAUAUGUAGUCUUUCUCCGCAGGCUAGUUCAGAGAUGCCUAAACAGAAUCAUGUAAGUGCCUACGGACGGUCCCCUGCUCAAAGUGAUCUGGAUGUUCAAUCUAGCAAUGGAGCUCAGUAGGGAUCAAGUACACCAUCGUCCUCUGUAAAUAAACAGGUAGGGGAUGUUCUUGUUAACUACAUUCUAAUGGAACUUGUUCAAAACGAUACUAUCUUAGAGAGUGCCCCUUUUACAUACAGUUAGUGGAAUCUAGCAAUGGAUCAGAGACAGGGCCGGCUCAACAUUUUUAGGGGCCCUAGGGCAAAAAAAAAUUUUUACCUUCUAAAAUUUAUAUACUUAUAAUAUAAAUUAUAUAUAAAAUUUAAUAUGUAAUAUUUUGUAUAUAUUUAUAAUGAAAAUAAAACUAUAUACAUAUCAAAUAAUUCUGGGCCCUUUUUAUUUUGAUUUAUUAUAUUUAUAAUUUUUUUAUAUAUAAAAAUAUAGAUUUAUAAAAAAAAUGAGCCCCUUAAUUAGUAUUAUACGGGGGGACACGGGCUUGGGCCCGGGGCGAUCGCACCGCUUGUCCCCCCAUUGAGCCGGCACUGAUCAGAGAAUAACUUUCAAGACAUUUCUUCACAGUUCCGUGAUGUGCUAAGGCUAGAUUCUUACAAAGUGGUGUUGCUAGCCAUCUCGAGGUCUGUCUCAUUGAUAGGUACAAGCAUACUUAUGAGAGGAGAAGAUUGAAGAAGAGUGAAGAGAAGAGAGGAGUCGCGGAGCUGAACGAGGAAGCUUGAAGAGUAAUAAAGGAUGAAAUAAAGACACGUGUGUGUUAAGUAGAGAGACUAUAAAUACUAGCUGAGAGUUUGUUAGACGGUUAUCGAGAGUUUACAAUUGUGAAUCUUAGCAUAUGAGCUGAGAGCUACUCAGGUGAUAGAGUAGUUGAGGAUUCAGGUGAUAGAAUCCUCCAUUGUUGUAAUUCUCGAGUUGCUUCAUCAAUAAAGAGUGUAUUUCCAGUAGAUACGAUCUUUGAUCUUACCAAUUGGUGCGGUGAAACUGGUUCGAGAUCACGCGACUGCGGCGGAGAUUUGGACGAUCACGGAGAAGACGAAGUUGCGAUCGAUCCGAUCUACGGCGGAAACGACGAGUUUCGAGAACGAUGUCGAAGGCGAAGAUAGCACCAGAGACUCCGAUGAUCGGUUCCGAAGAGGAAUUUGAGGUCGAGGAAUCCGAUAUGACGGUGGAUUUCUUGAGAGGUGGUUACUCGAGACUCAAUCGCGCGAUGAAGGAGGUAGAGAGUAAUCAGGAGAAGACGAAUCAAGAGCUCAACGCGAUGCGACAAAUCUUAGAGCGCCUUGAUCCACUACGGAAUCAACAACAUCAUUCACAGCCAAGUUCCUCCCGCGAUCAGGUACACUCUCGUCACUGGGAACGAAACCGGGAAGAACAAUCGCUAGGUUAUCGAUCUGGGAAUAUGAAUUUGGAUACUAGAGAUUCGAUGUUGAAAAAGAUACCAAUGCCUGUGUUCUCGGGGAAGCAACCUUACGUAUGGAUCACAGACGUUGAGAGAUGGUUUAGUAUUGGGAGAUAUGAGGAUAUGGAGAAACUAGAGCUUGUUGCAUUAAGUUUGGAAGGGUGUGUGAAGAAGUGGUUUGGCUGGGAGCUGAAGAGGAGUGGGUUUCAGAAUUGGCAAGAGUUCAAGGAGAAAUUGCUUUUGCGGUUCACUGAGUCUAUUGAAGAAGAACCAGCAAGUCGUCUCAUUGCACUUAAGCAAACAGGUUCAGUGGCUGAGUAUGUAUCUGAGUUCGAAGAGUUAUCAGAAUUGGUUCCGGGAUUAACUGAUGAGUUCUUGAUCAAGAUCUUCUACAACGGACUCACACAAGAGAUGAAAGAGGUAAUCAGAAUGAAAGAGCCUAAAGGACUGGAGAACCACAUCGCAGCUGUCUUGAGAAUGGAAACAAGCGCAUUCUGUAAAGUGGUCAGUGCAGGGGGAAAUCGUUAUCAGAACCAAUCUCAGUCAAAUGCGUUAAAGUCUUCAUCUGGCUAUAAUUCACACAGACUUUGGAGUGGGAAUGACAAACGAAAUCAGACUGCAGGUGGAGUAAGUGGAGCAGAGAAUCAGAAGAAAGAUAGCACCACGAGUACUACAACUGCGAAUCUGCGGCCUCGUUUGAAGCAUUCUAAGGAGGAGUUAGAUAGGAUGAGGAAGGAGUUCAUAUGUUUCAAAUGCGGUGCCAAUGGUUGGACAAGAGCACACAUAUGUCCCAAUAAGGAGAUGAGAAUCCUAACAGUCGUCAAUGGUCUGGAAAUGGAAGUUUUGGAGGAAGAUGAGAACUCGGAGGAAGAGGUGAUUGUGUAUGCUCCAGCUAAAGAAAUGAGGAUUCUUUCAUUGAAUUCGUUUGUGGGAAAGCAAUCACCAAGAACAACAAAACUUUAUGGGAAGAUCAACAACUACAACGUUAUUGUCAUGUUUGACAGUGGAGCUUCCCAUAAUUUCAUCUCACCUAAUACGGUGCAGAGGCUCAAAUUGAAAGUUUAUGCUGAUACGAGCCUCGACAUUCUGCUAGGCAAUGGAGCAACAGUUAAUGGCACAGGCGUGUGCAAGGCUGUUACUUUUCGCUUAGCAGAAACCGAAUUCAUUUCGGAUUUUAUAGCUUUGGAAUUGGGAAUGGUUGAUGUUAUUUUAGGAAUUCAGUGGCUAGAGACGUUGGGAAAAUGCGAAGUAGAUUGGAAGAAGCAGGAACUGUCAUUCGUGUAUCAAGGACACAGAGUGACAUUGUUCGGAGAUCCACACUUGCAUUGUUCUUCAAUCUCAUUAAAGUCACUGUCUCCUAUCUCUAAUGCUGAGACAAGAGGAAGAGAAGCGCUUUUGUUCUCAGCAAGCGAGGUAACCCCAUCCAUUCCAGAAAUUCCGAGAAAGCUGCAGUCCUUGCUGGAUGAGUUUGAUCAUGUUUUUGCAAUGCCCACGGGUUUACCACCCUUCCGAGGCUAUGAUCACGCAAUAAACUUGAAUCCAGGGGUGACUGCAAUAUCUGUACGCCCUUACAGAUAUCCUCACGCAACCAAAGUAGUGAUGGAGAAGAUGGUUAGUGAGAUGUUACAAGCAGGCAUAAUAAGAGAAAGUACCAGUCCUUUCUCCAGCCCAGUCCUAUUAGUCAAGAAGAAAGAUGGGUCAUGGCGUUUUUGUAUCGACUACAGAGCCUUAAACAAAGUGACAGUGCCCGACAGGUUCCCAAUACCGGUGAUUGAUCAACUUUUGGAUGAACUACAUGGCGCUACAGUUUUCUCGAAGAUUGAUCUGAGAGCAGGAUACCAUCAGAUACGAAUGAAAGAGACAGACAUCGAGAAGACUGCUUUCAGAACUGUAGGGGGUCAUUAUGAGUUUCUAGUCAUGCCAUUUGGACUUACUAAUGCCCCGGCAACAUUUCAGGCGUUAAUGAACUCCAUCUUCAGACCGUAUUUACGCAAGUUCAUAUUAGUUUUCUUCGAUGAUGUGUUGAUUUACAGCCGCAACAUGGAGGAACAUGAGCAGCAUCUGCGGAUUGUCCUACAGAUUUUAGCUGAGCAGCAGUUACUGGCAAACAAGAAGAAGUGCUCUUUCGGCUAAUCUCAAGUAGAGUACUUAGGCCACAUUAUUUCUAAAGAUGGAGUAGCCACUG